Messenger RNA from Fusarium fujikuroi IMI 58289, 1008 nucleotides. RefSeq names its product ILV1-Anabolic serine and threonine dehydratase precursor. Bases 1 to 1008 code for a protein of 335 amino acids. Gene Ontology annotation, molecular function: threonine deaminase activity; L-serine ammonia-lyase activity. The record is from RefSeq and is a predicted model, not a curated record. The transcript has a single exon. NCBI's taxonomy places the organism in Eukaryota, Fungi, Ascomycota, Sordariomycetes, Hypocreales, Nectriaceae. Gene Ontology annotation, biological process: L-threonine catabolic process; L-serine catabolic process.
AUGCCAGCCACCCCAGAGAUAUUCGACAUCGGCCAAGAAGCCCUUAGACAAUGGCGUCUCAACAAACUCUACGUCCAUCGCACACCUCUCAUCCCAUCUAAAGUCAAAAAUAUAAAGUAUGGUUCAAAACUCUGGUUGAAACUCGAUCACAUUCAGUUCACUGGUUCUUACCACUUCCGAGGCGCCAUAGCACGAAUGAAGGACAAUCCUACCAAAAAGCCAUUCGUGACAGCGUCGACGGGGAAUCAUGCCAUGGGCGCUGCUCUUGCGGCGCAUGCGUUAGGAACGAAAGUCACUAUUGUUAUGCCAAUGGGUGUUGAGAGACAUCUGCUUGACAAGGUGAUGCAGUACGGUCCUAAGAUUAUACAGCGUGGGCAUGAUCUCAAUGAAGCGAGAGCAUAUGCAAAAGACCUUGCUGAAAUGUCAGAGCAUAUAUAUUUCUCACCCUGCGAUGAUGUGAUGGUCCUCGCAGGUCUAGGCACCGUCUGCGUUGAAGUCCUCCAGCAAUUUGAAUUCUACCAGAAGGAUAUCCACAAUAUCUUCGCCCCCAUGAGUGACAUCGCACUCAUAAGCGCCAUAGGCUGCUUCGCCACAGAUGCAAAAAGGCAAGCUGGCGAAUUAAGGCCCAAAGUCAAAGUCUGGGGUGUCACAGCUCUAAACUCAAUGACACUGGCUGGUUCAUUAUCUGCUGGAUUUCCCAUCGAGACUGAAAACUCGCCAACGAUUGCUGCGUCUGAAUUUGAGAAUGAUGUUAUACGGCAUGGGAUUGACUUUCGGUCGGCGAGAGCGACGGUUAAUCAUGUUGUUACGUGUACGGAGGCGGAGAUUCUGGUGGCGUUGAGACAGCUUCAUUUGCAGGAGAGGCAGUAUGUUGAUGGGUUUUCGGCAUUGGCGCUCGCGGGGUUUCACAAGGUUGCUGAUAAGGUGAAGCAUGAGAUUAGUACUGUCAUCUUGUGUAGUGGGAACUAUGAUAGGGAUAAGAUGGCGAAGCUGGUUUAUGGUACGUGA